Molecule: messenger RNA, 4043 nt
Organism: Opisthorchis viverrini
Lineage: Eukaryota; Metazoa; Platyhelminthes; Trematoda; Opisthorchiida; Opisthorchiidae
Exons: 13
Coding region: 1-3909 (1302 amino acids)
Molecular function (GO): protein binding
Source: RefSeq, a predicted model, not a curated record
AUGUGGAGGGAACUGAACGGCAAAUAUUGCCAUGGUAACACUCAGCGAGUUUACGAAGUUUUGACGAUGUCCGGCUUGGCACAUUUACAACAAGUAUUUGGGUUCCGAACAGGAAUUUCAGGAUCUGUUGUCUUUCAAGAUGAGCAGACGAUUGUUUUUCCCUGUGGUUCGAAUCUGGUGCUAUAUAAUACGGAACAGAAAACGCAAAAAUUUAUUGGGGGGUUGGAUAAAUCUACUGGGAUGACAGCGAUGGCUAUAAGUCCCAACAGACGAUAUGUGGCGCUAGGUGAAAAAACUGCUGAGAAACCGGUUAUAACUAUUUAUGAUCUACAAGCUCUUCGAAGAAAGAAAAUCAUAUCCUCCCCUGAUGUACACUCUACGGAAUUUGCUAGCAUAGCUUUCUCUCCUGAUUCAAAGUACCUCGCAGCUCAAGGUGCCAACCCUGAUUGGACCUUGGUUUACUGGUCCUGGGAAAAGUCAAAGCAGCUUGCGUGCGUUCGUACCUCUGUUGGAAAUCAGAUACGACAGAUUUCAUUUAAUCCACAUGAUUGCACUCAAAUAUGUGUGAUAGGGUCAGAUAUAUUCCGACUGUAUAGGUACGGCGAUGGUAACCUCAAGCCCUACGGAUUAACCAAGGUCGAGCCACAAAACUUCUUAUGUCAAGACUGGGUGACGGAGGAAAAGCUUGUUGUUGGAACAGAAGAAGGCAAGUGGAUUUUACUAGAAAACGGGGAACCAAAAUUUGAAUACAAUGUGUCCUCGCUGGUAAAACCUGGCGACAACUCGAGAUCUAUUUUAGAAACGAAGGACACUGAAAUCUCCGGGGAUAAGCCGGAACGCAGUAUCACAGCGAUUGUUGCAACCAGCAAAGGUCUGGCAGUUGCCUGUUCACCUGGCGUGGUACACUGGUUUGAAAAGAAUGAGGAUCUACCCAGUAGAGGUACACACAGUGCGCCUACACUCAAUUUGACCGGACAAUCAUCCAAGGACAUCUACAGACUAGUUCGCAGUAUCCAUGUACCAGUGGAUCCUACAAGUAGCUCGGAAGCGGAUCGUUUGAGCAACCAAAAAAUCACCCAUUUGGUAAUCAGUCCGUCUGAAGAACUUAUGGUAGCGAGUACCGACGCACAUCAGCUCUACAGUUUUAGCCUGAGUAGCUUUGAAAUGACAAUGAAGAACACGGAACUAUUACAGAAGAACUUUGCUGGGGGUCCAGUUAAGAACCAACAGGUGCCUUAUGAGUCGCUGACAUUCGAACCGGUCGCUCAAGCAUUCCACCACGGACAAAUCCUCGGAAUGGAUACUUGUAUUCGAAAACCCUUGAUUGCUACUUGUGCAGCAGACAGAUCAGUACGAAUUUGGAACUUCGAGUCAAACUCUUUGGAACUGUGCAAACAGUUUGCUGAGGAGGCGUACAGUAUUGCUCUUCAUCCGACUGGGCUGUAUAUCCUUGUUGGAUUUAGUGACAAGUUGCGGCUGAUGAACUUGCUAAUUGAUGAUAUUCGUACCUUCCACGAAUUUCCCAUCCGCGGAUGUCGAGAGUGUGCUUUUAGCAAUGGCGGACACCUGUUGGCUGCUGUGAACGGAAACGUGAUUCAAAUAUUUUCUUUGACGACGUUCGAAAACGUAACCAACCUAAAGGGACACAAUGGAAAAAUUCGCUGUAUUGUCUGGUCUCAUGACGAUAAUAAGUUGAUUUCUUGUGGAAUGGAUGGUGCUGUUUACGAAUGGGAUUCACAGAAGGGAACACGAACCGGAGAAAGUGUACUGAAAGCCUGCAGUUACACCUCUGUAACUGUAUCUGCGGACACAAAAACGACGUACGCUGUUGGUUCCGAUAAGUCGUUGAAAGAAAUCGUCGAUUCACAAAUUACACGAGAAAUCACGUCACAAGAAGACUUGCUGACAACCGUGGUAUUGUCUCGCUCCGGGCGUAUGUUGUUCUGUGGCUGUCAAUCUGGCCAUCUGCGCUCGUUUGUGUUUCCUCUGACUGACAAACCGGAAUGGCAGGAUUUCAUAGGCCACUGUGCACCAAUCACAAAAAUGCAACUGACAGCAAACGACGAGUUCUUGGUCACGGUCUCUGAUGACUGCGCCGUCAUGGUUUGGCGUCUACAAGAACGCGAUGCUCGAGUGGGAAAAUCGGAGAAGGAGACGACAUGGGCUGAGGAGAUCUUGAUCACCAAGUCGGAUCUGGAGGAGAAAAAUGCAAUCAUGGCAGAGCUGAAAACCCGAGUUGAUGAACUGAAAAUGGAAAAUGAGUAUCAGCUGCGACUGAAGGACAUGAACUACAACGAACGAAUUAAGGAACUAACGGAAAAGUUCAUCCAGGAAAUGGAGACACUGAAAACAAAGAAUCAGCUGCUGAGAACUGAGAAGGAACGAGACGCUGCCCACCAUGAGGUCCAACUCCAGGAAGUCAUGGAGAAACAUAGUCGUGAACUGCAGGAGUUGGAGUCCGUUUCAAAUAGCAAAUUAAUGACAGAAUACGAAAAGUUUCAAGAGUUACAGGGAGCCGCCCAGCGAAAGGAAGAUGAGUAUGACAAGAAACUGAAGACGAUGGAGGAAUCACGUGAACGCAUGUUGGAAGAGUUGAACGAAUUUUAUGAUUCGAAACUGGCUGAGAAAAAUGCUGCAAUGGAGAAUUUAAGUCGCGAAAUCCGAGAACAGACAUUAGAGUAUGAGGUAACCAAGCGCCUUAUAGAAGAAGAUGCCGAUAGGGAAAUUUUGGAGACCAAAAUUCGUUAUGAGCGACGCCUUAGGGAUGAGCGAGAGGCAAACGCUCGCUUGAAGGGGGAGUCGGGAAUCAUGAAAAAGAAGUUCAACAGCCUGCAGAAGGAAAUCGAUGACCACAAGGAGGAAUUGAAGAAGUUUCACGUGGAGACACAGAAGUUGAAUACGGUUAUCCGACACCUGGAGAAAGACAUUCAAGGUUUGCGAAAGGAGAUUCAGGAACGGGAUGAAACCAUACAAGAUAAAGAAAAGCGGAUAUAUGAUUUGAAGAAAAAGAACCAAGAACUGGAGAAGUUUAAAUUUGUUCUGGACUACAAGAUCAAGGAGCUGAAGAAACAGAUUGAGCCGCGAGAGAACGACAUUAAGAACUAUAAGGAACAGAUUCAAGAGAUGGAGGCUGAACUGGAGCGCUUCCACAAACAAAAUGGCCAGCUAGAACUGAAUAUUGCCGAACUAAAGCAGCGGCACAAAUGUGUGGAGAACGAGUUGGUCCAAGAACGUCAGAACACGAGAGAUCAAGAAGCGUUGGUGCGGCGGUUUAAGACUGACCUCUUCAAUUGCGUUGGAUCGAUUCAAGACCCUAAAGUGCUGAAGGCUAGCGUUGUUGCAUUGUACAAGAAGCACAUUCACGAAGACCUGACAGGUGAAGCUACGGUUGAUGCAGAUAUUCAGAAAGAAUUUGCUCGGCAAAGGGAACAUUUGGAGCGCUCUGUCUCAGGUUUGCGAAGAAAGCUAGCGAGAGACAGUGAAGUUCAUCGUGUUGGAUACGUGCGCAUCAUGCAAGAAAACGUUAGCCUAAUUGGUGAGAUCAACGAACUUCGACGGGAACUCAAACUAUGUCGCAACAGAAUAACAGAGCUGGAGGCAGCGUUAGGUCUCAACCGGAAGCAAGGUGAUGCCGCCAGGCAGCUGCUCUCUCAGGUUGCAAAAAAUCGCCCAAAUGCUGUGUUGGAAGCGGACUAUGAGCAAGCGCAGCGAGCACUUACAAUCCAACAAGAACUUAUUGUUCAACUACGUCGUAAAUUGGAGGCAUUGGGACAGAAUCCUAACAACGCUGAAGAACUGCUCUCUGAGCUGCAGGACCUCAUGAAGGAGCAGUAUAUGUCGGAGCUUGAUUUCAUUCCUACUAAGAAGACUCCCCUUCCACCAAUAGGAAGAAAAAAGUCGAUGGAAUAGGAUGAGCUAAUGGACUAAACUACGCUGAUUCAACGAAGGAAAUGCCAGAAACCGAAAACAAUAUGUUUGGUGAAUAUUUUCGAAACCGUCAUAUUCACUUUCAGCAUCCAGUGACAUUCUGCCCCAAGAUUCAC